AACAAAGGAAGCGAAGAAUCGCAAUGGAAAAGCAAGAUGGGAAGAGAGUGGUGAUUCUAGGAGGUGGUGUCGCCGGUUCCAUCCUCGCUAAAUCUCUUCAAUUCCAUGCCCAUGUCACCCUCAUUGAUCCGAAGGAAUAUUUUGAGAUUUCAUGGGCAAGUUUGAGGGCAAUGGUUGAGCCAUCCUUUGCAGAGAGGUCGGUGAUCAACCAUAGAGAUUACCUUACCAAUGGCAACAUUGUUGUGUCCAGUGCCGUCAAUGUGACCGAAACCGAAGUGUUGACGGCUGAUGGUCAUCGGAUUGAGUAUGACUAUCUUGUUAUUGCCACUGGCCAUGCCGAUCAUGUCCCCAAAACUAGGAGUGAAAGACUUAAUCAGUUCAAAGAAGUUGGUACAUGGGUUAUGAAGUUCAUUUUCUCUGCAGAAAAUCAAAAGAUAAAAUCUGCCAGUUCCAUUUUGAUUGUUGGAGGAGGCCCCACUGGCGUGGAACUUGCUGGAGAGAUAGCCGUUGAUUUUCCAAAUAAGAAGAUUACCCUAGUGCACAAAGGAUCAAGGUUACUGGAAUUCAUUGGGGCAAAAGCUGCUGAUAAGACUCUAAAAUGGUUGACAUCAAGGAAUGUCACAGUAAAACUAGAGCAAUCAGUUGACUUAAACGCUGCCACAGAUGGACGGAAGAUAUAUCAAACUUCACACGGAGAGACCAUUGAGGCAGAUUGUUAUUUCUUAUGCAUAGGGAAACCGCUUUCUUCAGCAUGGCUUAAGGAAACUGUGUUGAAGAAUGACUUGGAUGUUCAGGGAAGGAUUAAGGUGGAUGACCGUCUGAGAGUCAAGGGUCGGAGCAACAUUUUUGCAAUUGGAGAUAUUACAGAUAUUCCAGAACUCAAGCAAGGGUUUUUGGCACAGCAGCAGGCUGCAGUGGUUGUGAAUAACUUGAAGGUGAUGAUAGAGGGAGGAAGAGAAUGUAGGAUGGAAUCUUACAAACCACAUUCAGCAAUGGCAGUAGUUUCACUUGGUAGGAAAGAUGCAGUGGCACAGCUUCCAUUCGUCACACUCGUUGGAAGAGUUCCUGGCUUCAUCAAGUCUGGAGAUUUGUUUGUUGGUAAAACAAGAAAGCAAAUGGGACUCGACCCUCAUCCUAUACAAGCUUGACUCGACAUCGUGCAUGAUGUGUAUAAAAAAUCAAUCUGUUUCAUAGUUUAUGUACAUUAUUGGUAUAUUGGUGCCUUUUUUCAGUUGGUUCUUUCCUAAAAAGAAUUUAUUUGCACCAUAUGUAAAUUAUCCAUAUGCUGAUAAGUGGUGGUGUUUCUUGAGAUGUAACUGUGUGAGAAGCAGAAGCAGAAGCAGGAUGCAGAUGUUAGCAUUGACAUAUGUGGUUUCAUAAAAUUGAUUGGAUGCUUGGUUUCCUUGGAAAAUGUUUGACAUACUACAUGCCUCUCUUACAUAUCUAAAUUUUCUUUUCUGCACCAUUUAGACGGAGAUCUAGUCACUUUUGUCCCUUCUUCCCUGUUCCUGUUACCAACCUAACCUUACCAAACGCAAGACAGUUGAUGGGUAUGUAUCCAUUCCAUGUACUUGAGAGACUGCAUUUUAUUUAACAUGUUGAUUGAUGACUUCACUGGCGUAGGGGAUUGUGCGUGCUGUAUUGAAUUAUAAUAUUUUAGAAAAAGUGUAUUGAAUAACAGGUUGUAAUAUUAAAAGCAUGUAUAAUUUUUCUAUUGAUAAUUAUGGUAAUGACUAAACAUAAAUAGAUCAAAACAAGUGAAAGGGAAACAUUGACAUUGUUUCUUCAAGUAUGUGCUUGCUCUGAUUAAUUGACUAUCAGCAAUAAACUUAAAUAUUAUAUUCUACUUUUACUCCUGGUUAAAAAUUAUACAGAGAAAGAAGGAAAGUUCGUUUCCUACGAGGUGCAAACGUAUCUGCUUCAGCAAUCCUACACAGAACAAGCACACCCAAAACCAAAUCUGAGUUAUUUUAUCUUGUCAUAUUAGGAACUUGCAUCAUCACCUAGUCUUCUAUCUUCCUAGAGAAACUUGUCAUGUUCACUUUGCUAAAGUGUGCAUUUCAAGUUGAGAGAUAGAUAGGCCAAGAGACCGUUAAAAAUAACUUGGAUUUUCGCAAUUCUUGUUUCAUGACAGAACAUGACAAUAUUCUUUUGAUUCAUGUAACGUUUCUCCUAAGUAGGAAAAGGUUUGGGGCUUUGCUUGUUGGUACAUAUAGUAUUUAAAAAAAAAUUAGACUCAGCAUGUAUUAGAAAUGAGAUUGGAGAUGGCUGCAACACAGAAGGAUCCUAGCUGGUUAUUUCAAACUAUUUCACCCCUUUUAAAUUUCAUCAGUAGUUUCAAAGUGAAUAUCAGUUUGAAGAUCAAUGGUUUUAGAUUUUAAAUUAUGGUGGGAUAACUGAGAAGAAAGAAGGAUCAAGAAAGCCACUUGCCAAGAAAUUAAAAGUGAAAAUGUAUCACUCACUCCAACUACCCAACCCACCAUAACAAGUCUUCUAUCCAAUUAGCCAAGCCUUGCAUGAGGUAACUUGUAACAGUAACUGUCCAUGUUGAGAGGGUAUAAAUCUUGUGCAGGAUAGUACUUGUAAUCAAGAAUGAUUUUUAUCAAAUACUAAAUUAAAACAAUCGGCUUAAAGACUAAAAAUUUGCCAAAAUAAUUAUAAAGCUGAAUGUUAAAAAAUAAGAAUAAUUGCCAGUCUAAGUCUAGAAGAAUCUGGAAACUUUCCCAAAAGCAAACGCUAGAAGUCUAAAAUUAAAACAUAGUGGCAUUACUUUGCCCAGACGAAACUAAGAGAACAUCCAACACAUUCAAGAUGACCCUGAAACUUUUGGUAUUUGAUUUCAUCAAAGAAACAGAUUUUCAGAAGAGAAAUGUAAAGGAAGGAAAGAGAACAAAACUACAGCUUUAGGCAACUAAGCUGAGUUCUGUAGUCAUUAGUUCUCCUUAAGUAUUUAUAUUGUAAGUUCAAGAAGAAAAAUAC
Messenger RNA from Abrus precatorius (Indian licorice), 2979 nucleotides. Its product is annotated as apoptosis-inducing factor homolog A-like. The transcript has 4 exons. Gene Ontology annotation, cellular component: cytoplasm. NCBI's taxonomy places the organism in Eukaryota, Viridiplantae, Streptophyta, Magnoliopsida, Fabales, Fabaceae. Bases 24 to 1148 code for a protein of 374 amino acids. The record is from RefSeq and is a predicted model, not a curated record. Gene Ontology annotation, molecular function: electron-transferring-flavoprotein dehydrogenase activity; flavin adenine dinucleotide binding.